Messenger RNA from Xenopus laevis (African clawed frog), 5169 nucleotides. RefSeq names its product R3H domain containing 1 S homeolog (gene r3hdm1.S). The record is from RefSeq and is a predicted model, not a curated record. Gene Ontology annotation, molecular function: nucleic acid binding. The transcript has 27 exons. NCBI's taxonomy places the organism in Eukaryota, Metazoa, Chordata, Amphibia, Anura, Pipidae. The coding region runs from base 517 to 3885 and encodes 1122 amino acids.
CAGGCGGUGAGUGACUCAGUCGCGUGCGCGCUUUGACUUUGGGACGCGCGUUAGUCUGGAGACGAGUGCGCGCUGCGGAUCUCCGCGUCUCUCCUCCCCUUCCAUUGCACCCUCUCUCUGAGCCUCUCUUCCCUUUAUAUAUCUGUUUUUAUUUAUUUAUUUGGAACCCAUUUUAACGAGACGCCAGCUGCUUCCACUGUCUCGUCACGCAGGAAUAACCCCACGCCCCCCCACUGUGGGCUUCCAUCUCCGUGACAGCCUGUGAGCCGGCUCGCGUAAGGCAUGCUGCACCUGACCCAGUGCAGUAUCAUUCUACCCUGGACAUUACUUUGGUGACAAGGACAUGGGACGACCUCUGUCACUUUCCAGACAGUUCAUUACGACUGACAUCCUGCUUAAUCUCAGUGGGAAGGAACCCGAGUCUCUUUCUCUGUCUUGCUGUGGGACAUCACAUACUCCUAACAGUUGGAUACAUCAGGUUCUGCAUAUCCUUGAUUGCUAAAGUGACCUUUUCAAAUGAGGAUGUCUGGUACUGUUGCUGUAAAGGACGGUUCCGAAGCCAUGCAGGGAUCAGAGACCGACAUGAGACACUCCACCUCUUUAGAAAACCUUAUAAAAUCUGAGGGCCACGAGAAAUUGCUAAGUGACAAAGAUAACAGCUGCUCCACUAAUCAACAAGACGCUACGCGAACCGUACAGCCCUUGUCCCAAACAGGAAAAAGGUCUAAGUCAAACUCAAAGUUAAAGCUAGUGCGGAGCCUGGCUGUGUGUGAAGAAUCUCCUCCUCCUUUCACAGAUGAUACACCCCAGGAUAUACAGGAAACUACUGAUGUCCAGCUCACACCGUCUCCUGCAAAUGAAGAGAAACCUUCAAAGGAUGAGUUUGACAAGGAAAAGGGUAGCGAAAAGUCGGCGCGCAAAAUGCUGUCGAGAGAUUCCAGUCAAGAAUACACGGACUCCACGGGUAUAGACUUGCACGAGUUCUUAGUAAAUACAUUAAAGAGCAACCCAAGGGAUAGGAUGAUGCUGCUGAAGUUGGAACAGGAUAUAUUAGAUUUUAUUGCUACCAAUGAAAGCCAACGUAAAAAAUUUCCACCGAUGACCUCAUACCACAGAAUGUUGUUGCACCGUGUCGCUGCAUACUUUGGAUUAGACCACAAUGUGGACCAGAGCGGGAAAUCUGUGAUUGUGAAUAAAACGAGCAAUACACGAAUCCCAGAUCAGAAAUUUGAGGAACAUAUCAAGGACGAAAAGAACGUAGAUUUUCAGAAGCGGUACAUUCUCAAGCGUGAUAAUUCGAGCUUCGAUAAAGACGAUAAUCAGAUGAGAAUGAGGUUAAAAGAGGACAGAAGGAGCAAAUCGAUUGAAGAAAGAGAAGAGGAGUAUCAGAGGGCUCGGGAGAGAAUAUUUGCACAAGAGUCUCAGGAGAAUUAUCUAAGUGAUAAGAGACUUCAAGAAGAGGAGAGUAACAGCACGCAGCAGAGACGGCAGAUAUUUAGGAUCAAUAAAGAAGCUUCAGGGCGCUCGGGGAAUAGCCUCUUCAGCAGCACGGAGAAUGACAGCAAGUACAACGAACCUCGCCCUUGGAGCAGCACGGACUCUGAUAGCUCCAUCCGAAAUAUGAAACCUGCUGUCACCAAAGCUAGUAGCUUCAGCGGCAUUUCUGUUCUAACUAGAGGCGACAGCUCUGGGAGCAGCAAAAGCACAGGCAGGCUUUCCAAAACAGGUUCAGAGUCUUCUAGUAGUGUAGGGUCAUCCACUGGCUCUCUGUCCCAUACCCAGCAGCCGCCUCUUCCAGUAAACGCUCUAAGCCAGCCAGCUCAUGGCACAACUGCCGUCUAUCCACCUGUCGGCACUAAUAAUUCUCUUUCCUUUGAUGGCGCUAUAAAUGGCCAAGUGACUCCUCCUAGUGCUAGCUUCUUUUUGCUUCCCCUGGAAGCCACAGGCAUUCCCCCGGGCAGCAUUCUGAUCAACCCACAAACAGGUCAGCCAUUUAUAAACCCAGAUGGGACUCCAGUUGUAUAUAACCCUCCUGUCACUCAGCAACCAGUUAGGACCCAAGUGCCUGCACCUGCCCCACCUCCUCCCCCAGCCCCACCUCAACAACCCACCAAUCACAUAUUGUCCCAGCCUAUCCGAUCUUUGCCGUCUUCUGCACAACCUGUUCAGUACUCUGCAGUCUCUUAUCCGCCCCCGCUCCUGCCAGUCUCACCCACCCAGCAGUACACUGUGCCAGAUAACCUGGGAUCCCAAUUUAGCCAUAUGAGCCUUGCCAGGCAGCCAUCUGCAGACAAUUCAGAUGCUCAUUCAACAAUGUUCCAGUCAACAGUGGUGCUUCAACCGUCUGCCCAACCUGGAUAUAUUAUGGCCCCACCCCCAGCACCUCCCCUUGGGCAGUCUGUGCCUCCUCCUACUUAUUCGACCUCAAACCAGCCUGUUAGCCAGCCAAUCAUGCAACAACAGGGAUUCAUGCAGCCAUCUAUACAGCAGAUACCAACGUGUUACUGUGCCCCAAACCAAUAUCCCCACUCCAAUCAACAAUAUCGGCCAGUGACAUCUGUCCAGUACAGUUCCCAAGCCAGCCAGACACUGCAGCAAGCCGCCCACUCCACAGGCUUUCCCACUGUAAUGUCUAACCAGCAGCCGAAUUUCCAGGGCAUCAUCCAACAGCCUCCGAAUCAAGCUCUGGUCGGUGGGCAGCCCAGCAACCUUACGAACCCUAUUCAGGGGGUGAUGGUGCAGUACUCCUCAGUGCCCUCCUAUCAGGUGCCAGUUCGACAAAGCUCUCAGUCUGUGUCACAGCAGCCAUACCCGCAACGGGUGCUGAUUCCUAGUCAGUCCAACCCAGGGCAAUUACCUGCAGCAGGAAUGCCAGUGUAUUAUAGCGUAAUAUCACCCGGGCAGCAAAACAACCUAAGCUCCUCAGUGGGAUUUAUCCAACCUACAGGAUCUGAAACAAUGCAGUUUAACAGAACAACAUCACCGUGCAAUACGCAGCCUAUGCCAGGCCCUCAGUGUGGAGGUGUGCCACCACCUCCCCCUGGAGGUGGAAUGGUGAUGAUGCAGCUGAAUGUACCCAACAAUCCUCCACCUCAGACACAUUCACCACCUCAAUGGAAACCAAAUAAAUAUUACUGUGACCACCAGAGAGCUCAGAAGACUGUAGAGUACAGCAGCCUGGACCAUACUACACAGCAUAGCACCCAUCUGGGCAGUCCUGUUACCUCCCCAAAUCAGUCACCUCUGCCUGUUCAUCUAACCAACAUGAAGAACAUUCACCCCAGCCUCACGCCUCUUCCUCUUGUUACACAGUUUUCAAGACCUUUUGCUGCAGGGCAUGGUGAUACCAGAUAUCCAAUGCUUGGGCAGCAGUUACAUUACAAUACUCCCCAUUUUAUACAGGGACACAUAACAAACCAACAGGGACAGCCUGGCCACCGACAUGGUAACAGAGGAAAAAAGGCUCCCAAAAAAGCAGCUUCUACAGACCUUUGCCCGGGGGACCCAGUAGUUUCUGGAAUGGGGAAGGUCCUUGAGAUCACGGAACUGCCAGAGGGGAUAAGUCGCAAAGAUGCUGAAAUGCUUUUUGGAGACCUCUCAAAGGCAGGAGCUAAUAUCCGGUGGCUGCGGGAGCCUCGCUUCCAACAAACUCCACAUCCACAUCACCCGCACUAUUAUGGCAGCGCAGAGAAUCAUACAAGUUUUGAACACUCCGAUGCCUCUCCGGACCUGGCCUCCACCUACACCAUUGUAGCUUUUUUCCCUACCGUAUCCGCUGCUCAGAGUGCAUUGAAAAAACAGAAUAACUUAAUGAACAAGUUUAGACUAAAAACAAGCAGAAAGCACUACGAUUUCCACAUUCUAGAAAGGGCCUGCUCUCAAUAAAAGGUCGUCAGGUGAUUUUCUCUCUCCCACUUCCAUUACCAGCCUCUCUGAUUUCUUCCCCAUCCAUCCCCCCCAAACCCCUGAUUGACCUCGUUUUUGAUGACCCUUCAUGCGACAUCCCAAGGAGGCUGUUGAAUAAUCUCUCCUAGAUUCUCUGAAUAGAAUGUGCCAGUGCUCCAGCAGAAAUCAGUGGAGGCAGAAUGAAACACACCAGGAUAAACUCUCUUCCUUUCCUUUUAUAGUCUGUUUGUUUUAUAUUUAUAUUUCUGUAUUGGACCCAAAGUUCUCUUGUACAGAAAAAGAUAAUGUUGUUCAUAAUGAAUGCCCAAUGUUAAAAAAAAAAAAAGAAAGAAAAAGAAGAAAAAAUGUGUUUUCUACUUUUUUUCACAGCCAGCACAGCACUUUGCCAUCCAUUUUAAUAGAACAGGGUGGGUAACUUAUUGCUGCACUUAAACAAAAUAGAAAUAUAUAUAUAUAUAUAUAUAUAUCUAUAAAAGAUUAUAAAUAGACCUAUUACUGUUUGAAUAGAAAAUAUUCUUGUGUCCUUGACUCCUAUACAGACUGAACUACUGAUGCGCUUUUAAAGCGUUAACACAAGGCCUUGUAAACAUUGUAAUACAUUGUCAUAAAUUACUUCUUAUUUAGUCAGAAGCCAUUCGGGGGAUGAGAGGUUUUUUUUUCUGAAUAAAUGAUGGAAAUCGUAAGAAUCUCAUGGAAGUUUUACAUAAUUUUAUAGCUAAUUCAUCUUAACAAACUGAUUACGGCAACCUUAAAAUCUCCUGGAAUCUGAAUGAAAGAAUGUUCCGUUAGAGAAAGUAAUUCUGAUCUUGCACCCCCCCCCCAAAAAACAAGUUACAUUUUAAUUACCUUGGUUUGAUUACUUUUUUUUAUUUUAUUUUUCCCCUCUAAGAUGCACUGGACAUCGAAAGAGUCUUUGCACAUAUGAACAAACAUUUUUUUGGUAUAUUUUGCAAGGCUGUACAAUGUGUGCUGGUGCAAGACUUUUUCAGUUAAGAAAAAUAAAUGUUUACAUAUGUAAAAUGUGUUUUGUUACUUCCCCACCCUCGCAUCCCUCAUUUAGGAUGCUGCUUUCAAUUUAUUUUAUUUUUUUUAGAUCAACUUUGACCAACGUUUUGCAUCCAUUAAAAAAACCAUUGAUUUGCUGCAAUAAUCUAAACAGUGUAUUGCCUCAAUUCCAGAUUUGUCUCAACUGACCCUCCAUUUUGGCUUUUUCUCCAGCUGUUCCUGUGAAAACUCCAUAGUAAACGUUUCUACGCUAGGAAA